Messenger RNA from Trichomonas vaginalis G3, 1383 nucleotides. Its product is annotated as organellar and viral DNA polymerase type B. Gene Ontology annotation, molecular function: nucleic acid binding. The transcript has a single exon. Lineage: Eukaryota; Parabasalia; Trichomonadida; Trichomonadidae. The annotation marks the transcript as partial. The record is from RefSeq and is a predicted model, not a curated record.
AUGCACUAUGACUUCUUCUUGACAAACAUAAAGAAUCUUACCGAAAUAAAGAUGUAUGAUUUAACAGAAUAUGAAGGCUUAACGAUGUCAGAUGUAAAGAAAGGCAAACCAAAAAAGAGACCAUAUAGAGAUGAAAGCACACUGACAAAUGACCAGAAAGCCAUUUUGGAAGCUCUUAAGCAAACAGGAAACCCAGCACUUAUAGAAAGCUUUUGGAAAGAUAAUGGUGAAAAGAAGUUUUAUAAGAAGAGAAGCGGUCAGUUCUGGAAGUAUCUUUGCACAUUACCUAUAAAUCUUGAACGCUACCAAAUCUUCAAUGAACUGAACAAAAGAACUGCAACACUUAUGACAGAGGACAAUUGUUUCGUUUAUGCUUGCAUUCAGGCUGGAGUAAAUGAAGAAACUAUUGACCACAUGAGAGAAGUCAUUCGUGUUAGAGACUUUCCUCAAAGUAAAGUACAAGAAAUUUCCGAUUCAACAGGUAUAGCAUUUAAUGUUACCAUUGGUUAUUUCAAUGACUCAAGACAUAAUGAAAUAAAGAGAUAUAUACCAAAAGAAUGCGAAACUGUUAGAACUAUUGACUUACUUCUUGUUGAAGACCACUACAUGCUAAAUGAAAGAUUACCAAUGACAACAUACUUCAUUCGAAACUAUAUAGAAAUCUUGAAGGAGUGUGGUGGAAUGAACAUUGAGAAACAGAUGAAGAUUUAUACAAAGAGAGAAGAUAAAUAUGUAGUUCGUUAUGAUAGAACAACACCGCUAUGGGAUGUUAUGAAAACAUUGUGGGAGUGCAAAUAUUUCGAACCUAUUUCUUAUGGAGAACUUUUCACAUAUACUACUGACUUAUAUAAACAGAACCUUGCACCAUUUAAAGAUUUGACAUAUGCUCCAAAGUAUUGUGUACAACUGAAGAAGAAAGCAGAGUCAAAAGAAGUAAAUAAAGCUAAAUGUAAAUUCAUUCCUGAGCACGUUUUCUUUGCUGACUUUGAGUGUAGUACAGAUGGCUUUCAUAAAGCUUUUAACAUCUGUUAUGACAGUGAAGAUGGUUCAGUGAGUGAAAGCAUUUGGGGUCAAAACUGUGCAACAGAAUUUUUGGAAAGACUUCCUGACAAGAGUUUAAUAUAUUUCCACAACCUCAGUUAUGACAUAAACUUCAUCUUAAGACACAUGACAGAAGUGAAAGGAACUCCCAUCAUUAAAGGUUCACGAACAAUGCAAAUAACUGGUUUAUAUAAAGGACGGGCAAUUAUUAUAAAAGACUCUUACAGUGUUAUAAAUAAGAAGCUUAAACUAUUUCCUGCUAUGUUUAACUUACAAACAGGACCGAAAGAAGUAUUUCCAUAUAACUACUACAGCAGUGUUUUGUUAGCAAAUGACAACAGA